UUCUCCCCUUGAUAGAGGAAAACGUUUUGGUAUGACUUAUGAGAAACAUGAAUGAGAUGAUGUUGAAGAAGAGGAGCACAAACUAUCUUCCGGAGGAUUUGGUAGUGGAGAUACUCUCUAGGGUUCCGUUGACUUCUUUGGCAAGAUUACGAUGGGCAUGCAAAGGAUGGAACGAUCUGAUCAAAGAUAAGAUACUUGCAAUGAAGCCGUCUCAAAUCAUCGUGUUGAUUGACUCUAGGGUUUAUUUAGCGAGCGUCGAUAUGCAUAAAAUUGACAACAACAAGGUAAACCUAACAAGUCAAUUUAGCCUAAAAGAUCCUCUUUCUCAUAAUUUUUCAGAAGAAGUCGACAUACAAAACGUCUUUCACUGCGAUGGCUUGCUAUGCACCACCAAAGACGAUAGACUGGUUGUUUGGAAUCCGCUUUCACGUGAAACAAGGUGGAUUCAACCGAGAAGUACCAACAAAGAGUUCGAAUACUUUGCUCUCGGUAUAUCCUCAAGCAACAAGUACAAAAUCUUGAGGAUUGUUCACACUGGUAAAACUCACCCAGGCUUACUUGAGUUCGAAAUCUAUGACUUUACCUCUAAUUCGUGGAAGGUUAUUAGUGAGAGUAGAGACUGGUUAAAACCAUUGUGGAAGAGCUGCGUUAUGUCAGUGAAUGGAAACAUUUACUGGCUUGCUUUUAGAGAAGGCGAUGGGAUUUUCUUACAAAGUUUUGAUUUUUCAACAGAGAGAUUUAGAAGGGUGUCUCUUCCGGGUGAUCAUCAUUAUUAUAAUAUUUUAAGCUUAGCAGUGACAAGAGAAAAGCAACAACUUUGUUUGCUUACUCAGGACAGGCAGGUACCCGCUAAUAAUGUAUGGAUUGCAACUAAGAUUGAGAGUAAAAGAGCCGCGUCAUGGAUCAAGUUUCUAUCAUUUGAUUUACCCAAUUUCCACCAUCCUUUUCACUUUUGUAGUCCCAUGAAUUUCUUGGUCGACCGAGAGAACAAAGUUUUAGUGUGUCCCGGUAAAAAUAAUGGGGUCUCCAACAACUUCUUAAACAUUUUAGGAGAAAAUAAAUUCAUACAAGUCGAUCAUCAAGAUGGGAAAUCUGUAUGCUCACUUCUCGUCAAUUAUGUUCCAACUUUUGUUCAGAUCCAUCAAGGUUCUUUGAAGUAGGUAAAAGGGUACUUGAGGUAGUGAUUUAUAAUGGUCAUACUAAUGUAUGCAUUCUAUCCAACUCUUGAGAUUUUAAAUGA
This is a messenger RNA of Arabidopsis lyrata subsp. lyrata, 1240 nucleotides long. Its product is annotated as putative F-box protein At4g10190. The transcript has a single exon. The record is from RefSeq and is a predicted model, not a curated record. The coding region runs from base 39 to 1160 and encodes 373 amino acids. Gene Ontology annotation, molecular function: protein binding. NCBI's taxonomy places the organism in Eukaryota, Viridiplantae, Streptophyta, Magnoliopsida, Brassicales, Brassicaceae.